Solanum tuberosum (potato) is the source of this 3095-nucleotide messenger RNA. RefSeq names its product zinc finger with UFM1-specific peptidase domain protein. Gene Ontology annotation, molecular function: ubiquitin-like protein peptidase activity. NCBI's taxonomy places the organism in Eukaryota, Viridiplantae, Streptophyta, Magnoliopsida, Solanales, Solanaceae. Bases 112 to 1377 code for a protein of 421 amino acids. The transcript is spliced from 7 exons. The record is from RefSeq and is a predicted model, not a curated record.
UCAAAAAAAUUCAAAACUACGUCGCCCCCAUAAUAGGGUUUAUAAAAAGAGGAAAACUGGGAAAGAGAAGAGUUUUCCCUCCACAUUCCUUCUUAUUCACGAAACUCGAUAAUGGCCGAUUUCUCAGUUUGCCCUAUCUGUAAUCUUAGAGUUCUAACCUUUGAACUCGAAAGGCACGCUAACAGUCACUUCGACGAUGAAGACAUUGACAAAGACUUCGAAUUGGCUCAACAAAUUGCUCUUGACCUUGCCUGUGCCCCUUCAAGUCCACCUUAUAUACCGGUUGAUGAUGACAUGCAGUGUGAAACUAGUUCUCGAAAGGAUCGGGAGAGUAGUUUUUUGAAGUCUGAGGCCAAAAAUUGCAAUCCUGGAGGGAAAGAUAUUGAUGAAAAAGCAAGGAUUUUAUCUAGUGUGCACAGUAAUGAAACCCAACCUCAGAUUGGACAAGGGUUGAUGGAUUUGUUGAAGAACUGUUUAGAGUUGGAGACUGAAAAAACCACCACUAUUUUGUGUGGUAAUGUUGAUCAUUUCCAAAGCAGCCAUUCGGAGGAUUUUGGGUGGGGUUGUGGCUGGCGUAAUAUCCAGAUGCUUAGUUCUCACUUGCUUAAGCAACGGCAAGAAGCAAGGGAGGUCUUGUAUGGAGGUUCUGGGUUUGUACCUGACAUCCCUUCACUCCAAAGAUGGCUUGAAAUUGCUUGGAAAAGAGGCUUUGAUAAACAGGGCUCAGAAGAUUUUGAUCAAGCAAUUUAUGGCAAAAGAAAUUGGAUUGGAACUACAGAGUGUGCUACGCUCUUCCGUUCAUUUGGCCUUCGUGCCAGGAUAGUGGACUUUGUAAGCCGGGAGAUAGACAUUAGGUCAAGUGAAGUUGGUAAAUGUGUGGGCAACAUGGCACCUCAGGUUUAUGGACCCAUGGAUAGAUAUCUGUCCAAAGGGAAAAAUGUUGUAUCCAAGGCUGUUCCGAUUUCGUAUGAUGUAAAGGCUAAGCCUAAGGUCCAGCAGGCACUCAUUGAUUGGGUGUGGAAUUACUUCGCUGACAAUAAAUCCAGGAUAUCCGGCAAUCAUGGUAUCCUAGUCAGUCAAAAAGCGCCUUUGUACUUCCAGCAUGAUGGCCAUUCAAGAACCAUUGUUGGGAUUCAAAUGAAAUGCCAGAGAAAUGGACCGAUGCAGUACAAUCUAUUGAUCUUAGAUCCAGGUCAUACAACAGAAUCCUUGGCAAAAUCUCUUAAAGGAAACUUCGGUUGGCAAAAGCUAAUAAAAAGAGGUGUCCACACUCUGAAGAAGCCAUUAUAUCAGUUGUGUUUUCUUGAUCCUGGAAUUGCUUCUGGGGAGGAGAUUGAGAGCCUAAAGAAUCUACACAGCAUCCGUGUUGAAGCUUAGUCCUAAAAUCUAAAGGAUGUACAAUAUCCAACUAGAAUUUCAUACAGAUAUUUUAAAGGGGUGCUCUUAGCUUGCAUGUAUCAAUUCUGUGUACAGUCAUUUUGGUGAUGAAAUAUAGGUCAACUGUUUUACCAUAUAUUUUCUGCAAAUAUUAGCUACGGUGACACUAAGCUCCUGUAUCUAUUAAAAUGAGAAAAAGAUUUGGGAGUUGGAGGUGUGUUAAUGUCCCUAGUACUGGAUCAGUCAAUGGACUAUUAACGGGAAAGUCAGGCCUAAAACACAGGUUUGACCUUGUUUUGUUCCUUGACUUGGCUAUGAUUGCUGAAUUUUGGCAAUACAUUGAAGGGAAUUGCAGACAUUGGAACUCAUCAGAGAGUUCCCGAUCUCCUCCGUUAAGGGAAAUUUAACCUGCUCUCAGAUAGAGGGGGUACAGAAUGAGUUAACUCACUGGUUGAAUAGCAAGAGUCCUAACAAAAUAAAUAUAGGAAAAGUCCUAAUUCACCUAGGAAAGUUCUAUUUAGUGUUGUCAGAGACGCUUAAUCCCUGCAGCCAAGCAAAAUGUGUUGAGCGCUUCGCCUCGCUUAAUGUGCACUUCGGUGUCCUCAUCAAGGUUCUAAUACAUACUAUUCCUUGCCAAUGAGCCUAAUGAGCCUCUUCAGAAGAGUGACACUAAACAAGUGAUAUUUCACUUUAUUGUAAUUUUUGUUCAAUUUCUUUGUUCAUAUAUUUUAAUCUUAGACUAAACAUAGAUAUUUGUAUUUUUUCCUCCCGUUGUGUUUUUUUUUUCCAUUAAAGCCCAUGCUUUAUUUGUGUUUUGAGCUUAAAGCCCCAGCAGGCUGAGCCUUUUUGCGCUUUUGCUUUGAUCACAGUGGUUCUAUUUGAAGCUAAUUAAAUAAUUCAACACCUAUCAAUCCCAUACUGGCCCUGUCUGGUUUUUUUUCUUCACCAAAUGCAACAGUGUUAUGACCAACAAAUUAAUAGUUUACAUGAGGGUGAAUCCUAACUCUUACCUUUGAUGCAAUUAUCAGCGUACAUCAAUUCUUUUUCUCCAUACUUUGGAGCCUUACAAAUCUUGAAUAAACACCAUCUGGUUCUGCCAUCAGGUUUGAGUGGCUGCCCUUUUCCACAAUCUUACCUUUGUCCAUAACAACAAUUGUAUCUGAAUUUAUUACUGUGGAAAGCCUGUGAGCAACUGUGAUCUGUGUCACUUUUGUGAUCCCGGAGCUGUUUAGUUUCAUUGAUUCCAGUGCACUCACCACUGCCCUUUCAGACUCGGUAUCUAAGGCACUUGUUGCUUCAUCCAACAACAUUAUUCUGGGUUUUUUGAGCAAGGCCCUUGCUAUUGCUACUCGCUGCUUUUGCCCUCCAGAAAGUUGAGAACCCUUCUCCCCAACAAGAGUGUCGUAUCCAUCAGAUAUUUUCUCUAAUUGAGCAGCUAAACAGGAGUGGCUCCUGCUGUACCAAUCCAAUCUGUGCCCUCAACUUUCUAAGGUUGUAAUCUCUUAUAUCCUUGCCAUCAAUCAGAACUUUUCCCUCAUUCGUAUCAUAGAAUCUCAGUAACAAUGCUACAAUUGAAGAUUUUCCAGCUCCACUUUCCCCAACAAGUGCCACCUUUAAUCCGGCUUCAAUUUGUAGACUGAAAUUGUUGAGAACUGUUACUUCCCGUCUUGAUGGGUAACAAAAUUGGACAUUUAGGAACUCAAUUUCUCCUUUGAUGG